Molecule: messenger RNA, 324 nt
Organism: Aspergillus wentii DTO 134E9
Lineage: Eukaryota; Fungi; Ascomycota; Eurotiomycetes; Eurotiales; Aspergillaceae
Product: CVNH domain-containing protein
Exons: 2
Coding region: 1-324 (107 amino acids)
Source: RefSeq, a predicted model, not a curated record
AUGAGCUUCCACCUCAGUGCCGAGAACGUUCGCGUCGAGGAGAACCACAUCCUCGUCGCCAAUCUCAAAAACAACAAUGGUGAAUACCACCAAGUCGCCGUCGACCUGAACGUGCACAUCGGAAACAACAACGGCCACUUCCAAUGGGGAGGCAAGGACUUCUCCCAGACUGCCCGCAACGUCCACUUCGGCAUUGAGGGUGGUGCCUCAGUGCCCGUCCUCCGUGCUGAGCUGCGUACCCCCAAUGGCGACUGGGUUGGCGCCGAUGUCAACUUGGAUGAGCGUGUUAUCAACAACAACGGCCAAUUCGAGUUCCAGUACUAG